Molecule: messenger RNA, 2180 nt
Organism: Eleginops maclovinus (Patagonian blennie)
Lineage: Eukaryota; Metazoa; Chordata; Actinopteri; Perciformes; Eleginopidae
Exons: 5
Coding region: 234-1163 (309 amino acids)
Source: RefSeq, a predicted model, not a curated record
GCCUUCCUGAUGAGCUUGUCCACUCUGUUUUUGUGAAAAAGCUUCAAAUAGCUCCAGACACAUCUCUGUUAGCACAAAAUAACCAUAAAUCACGUUCAUACCUUUGUAACCAUUUAUUCGCCUGUCUCACUGAUGCCAUGUCUUUAUAAACAAGAUCUGUUAGGGACUCUAACCCGUGGAGGAGGCCCCUUGGUGCUGGAAAUCAGGAGAAGGAGACCUUCCUGGCCAGCUCCAUGGGUUGGAUAGCAGGAUGGCAGUUCAGGUCCAAGCGCAAACCUCCUUGCCAGAAUGGCUUGAUCACCACCAUCAGGAGCAUUCUGUACAUUGCAAAGCAAUGUACCACAGCUGCUGGCCUGAAAUAUUUGUGCACCUCCAAGCUCAACCAGGACUGCAUUCAGAACCUUUUCUCUCUGAUCCGUGGCAAAGGAGGGCACAAAUACAAUCCAAGCGCCAUGGAAUUCACGGCAGCAUUAAGGGGGCUGAGUGUGUCGCAUAUCAUGACAUCACUGUCGAACACCUCCAACUGUGAGGAAGAUGCCGGAUUUCCUCUUCUGGCCAACCUUCAACUCGCAGCUCCACCUUCCAGGACCAAUGAGGAUAUGGAGGUGCAGAGUGAAAUGUUACCUCAGCCCACCACUCCAUCCCCCGGGGACCACAAUCCAGCCACCCUCACUCUCCAGCCCAAAACACUGCCUACAGAGGGGACCACUGAGGAAAUGGUGGCGCAGGAUAUUGUGGAGGACCAGACCAUUGGUGACUGUAUCCUCGAAGAGGGGCUAUUUUAUGUUGCCGGCUGGUUGGUCAGGAUGCUGCAGAAGGAUCAAGCCAUCCAGGUCUGUCAUCACUGUGAAGUGCUGCUGCUGGGCUCCACACUGCAUGAUCACAGUUACGCGUCUCCACAGGAGCACCCAUUUCUGGAAGCCAAACGCUUCACUCCCAACGCGAAUUUGAUGAGGCCUUCAACCAGGUUCUUUAAUGCGGUGAGGGAUCUGGAGGAGGCAUUUGGAAGAAACAUCAAUACCUUCUGGCCAAAGAGUGGGGUACGACAGAACCUUGAGAAGACACUGGAGGGAACAGAGGCCUUCAAAGAGUUCCACAGAGACCACCCGGAACAUGCCCUUUUAAUCGAGGAAAUCUCGAUUAAAAAAAUGUACAAUGUGUAGGCUGGGGGCAGAGAUCCGGAUAAGAAACAGGGGCCUCUCUGCCAUCAACGAGAAAAAGGUGGCAGAAAAAAAAGUAUCUACAUUUACAAGUUAAUUAAUACAGUAUAAAUAAAUGAAUGCAGGCUUGUUUUUGACUAGUCUGCAACAAACCAUAUCAACCUUUCUGUGUCUUUUCUCUUGAAGGUUUUUUUGUUUUAACUGCUUUGAUAACAGUAGCUCGUCAUGUCUAUGACUGGUGUAAGUUACACAGAACUAUGAGCAUGUACAUGAAUGAUAUGUGAAUGUGACAGAGAUAAAAUGAUAAGGUCACAUGGCGCCGGGAGCACGAAGAUCUAUGCAUCUCGUCAAAUAUCGUUUAGCUUUAGCCUAGCUCCCAUUUCUGAUCUCACUUACAACUUUGGAUGGAUGACUAAAACAAUAUGUUAACAUUAUAUAAUCGACAAACUGUUUUCAUACACGCUUGUAUUAACUCGUCAGCAUCAUACUUUCACCAGUUAACCACACACUUUUAUUGUCAAAGCUUUUUUUUUCUGCUGACCAUAUCUAACGUUAGCAAAGUUCCCUCUGGUAAUAGUACUCACAGUGCUAAUAUAGCCAACUGAAGCAACCAAAUAACGUAUUUUUUCAAAAACGACAUAUUCACAUCAGAAAGUCUUCAUUAACACUUAAUUGUUUGUUAAGAUUUGUAAAUUAUGAGUAUCAAAUAAUGUCACACCUUUUCAAAACAUGUAGAGCCGAGUUCAAAUCAGUCCCACGGAGCCAAAUCAGCUGCGAUCGUAUGCAGCUGUUGCUGCGAGGGAAAGGAAAGGGAAGGAGAGACACAAGGUGCCGUAAAGCAAUUUAUCACGCAUGACGUCAUCCGAUUUACAAAAACCUAAUUUUAGUCAAAAUCAAGCGAAUAUAAAAUACUAGCUAUGUGUCGUUUGUGAGGAUUAUCCAUUCCAUGUUUAAAAAACUAUAGCAGUGAUUUAAAAAAAAAUUAUAUCCAAAGAAAUGUAGGAAUCUAUGGGUGGGGCU